Chrysoperla carnea is the source of this 2281-nucleotide messenger RNA. RefSeq lists its product as uncharacterized. The coding region runs from base 215 to 2233 and encodes 672 amino acids. Gene Ontology annotation, biological process: monocarboxylic acid transport; transmembrane transport. The record is from RefSeq and is a predicted model, not a curated record. Gene Ontology annotation, molecular function: monocarboxylic acid transmembrane transporter activity. The transcript is spliced from 9 exons. NCBI's taxonomy places the organism in Eukaryota, Metazoa, Arthropoda, Insecta, Neuroptera, Chrysopidae.
GAUAGAUUCUGGUUGUGGUGAUUUUCUUCAGUCACUCAGUAUUUCACCGCUUUUAGUAGUAUAAUAACGCCGCUGUGCUCCGCCCGUUAUACAUAACAUGUUUUAAGUUAUACGGCUUUGUGCGUUUACAUUUUCAUAUGUGCUUAAUUUUAAAUCAUUUACAUUUUUUUGCUCAAUUAGUAGUUCCAUGUUCGAGUGGAUAUCAAAUUGAAAGAUGAAGAAUGCAAAUGAUGUGAAAAUAAAUACAUCAGAGAAAAAUGAAAUCAAACGUCAACGAUUACGUGUUGGUGAUCCAGAUUUUGAGGCACCUGACGGAGGAUGGAGUUGGAUAAUUUGUUUUGCUUGUGGAAUUGCAAAUUUAUGCUUAUAUCCGGUAUUACAACAAUUUGGUUUACUUUUUCGUGAUAAAUUUGAAGUCUCAGGCAUUACAGCAUCACAAACAUCAACAAUUAUUAAUACGAAUACAGGUCUAACAUCUUUAAUGGGAUUAAUGAAUGGAGCAUUAUUUCGAGCUUUUACAUAUCGUAAAGUGUCGUUGUUUGGAUCAAUUAUAUGCUUUUUAUCCAUUGUAUUGUUAACAUUUUCGGAUUCAUUUGGUGAAUAUAUUGUUGUAUAUUCAAUACUUUAUGGUGUUGGAAUGGGUUUUACGUUACCAGCAAAUGCUUUAGCAUUAAAUACAUAUUUUGAUAAAAAACGACGUAUUGCUACUGGAUUUUCAUGGACAGCUACAGCUUUAGGACCUGUUAUAAUGCCACAUCUAAUAUCGUUUCUGUUAAAUCAGUAUGGAGUUCAGGGUUCAGUUCUACUAUUUGCUGGUCUUUCUGCCAAUGCAAUUGUUUGUGCAUGCUUGCUACAUCCGGUACAUUGGCAUACAAAGUUUCGAGAUGAGUUAAAACCAGAAAAUACCAAUUGUGUCACGUUAGUGAUCGAAGACACAGACAAAAAAAUUGAUUUUUACAUACCGACACCCGGUACAAAAAUGCAUAAAAGUGCCAGCUUUAUAUCAGCCCAAUACAUAUUCAACGAAAAUGACGCCGAAACACCAGGCUAUGAAAUUAUUGACCCUGGUACACCAAUGUUAUGUAGCGGUAAUGAUGGCUUAUUUACACCAAAACGUUCUCUAUAUGGUUCCAAACAAUCAUUAGCGUCUCAAUCAAAACGUUACAACACAAAUUAUUUUGACAUUGAUUCAAAACGUGCUUCCACCCAAAAUUUGUCAAUAUCUAGAAAUAUGUCAGCGAAUAAUAUUCUAACAACAUACACCAAGGGUUUACCAUAUUCAGAAUCGAAAAAAGAAUCAAUGCGUAAGCGAAAACGUUCUACAUCAAAAAAUCCAAAAAUUGAAGAAAAUGCUGAUGAAGAACUUUCUGCACUUCAACAAAAUGGUACAGAACAACCGAAAACCGAUAAUGGUGAAGUGUUAAAAGAAGCAUGUGCUAAACUUGAAGAAUUAUUAUCGAAGCAAGAAAAUGGUGAAAAUGAGAGUUUAUUAAAGAAAAACGGUGACACUAACAAUCAUAAACUGAUCGAAAAUGAACCAGAAAAGGAGGAAGAAGAAAAACCAACAACAUUUUGGCAAAAAAUUGUAAUAUUUUUUGAUUUGGAUUUAUUGAAUGAUCCUAUUUAUGUUAAUAUUAUGGUUGGAAUUACUUUAGUAUGGUUUGCUGAAUUAAAUUUUUCAAUUUUAACACCAUUCGUGUUAAAAGACUUUAAUUUUAAUAAAUCAGAAACGGCAAACUUUAUGUCUGUUGUGGCAACCGUUGAUAUUAUCGUAAGAUUUUUAAUUCCAUUUGCAUCAGCUAAAGUUAGUUGGGAUAAUCGAACAUUCUUUAUGAUUGGAAUAAUGAGUAUGGCUACAGGUCGAAUAUUUUUAAUCGCAACUAAAUCAUAUUUAAUAUCUCUACCAAUUGCUGCGUUAAUUGGUUUUGGAAAAGGACUUCGAACAAUUUUUAUGGCGUUAGCGAUACCUUCACAUGUACCAUUAACUCGAUUACCAGCUGCGACUGGACUACAAUUAUUAGCUGGUGGAUGUAUGUCGUUAAUAUUAGGACCGGUUGUUGGAUGGAUUCGUGACUCAACCGAAGACUAUACUUUAACAUUACAUUUAAUAAACGUUUUUGUUUUUGCCACGACAGCAUCGUGGACAAUAGAAAAGUUAAUAAUGCGUCAUAGAAAUAAAAAAGAAAAAUUAAAAGCAGAUCUAGCAAAAGGUGGUAUUGUAAUUAAAUCAUGACAUUUCAUUUUAAUUAGGUCUCAUAUAUUAAUUUCAUUUUUUUCUUCA